Cuscuta europaea is the source of this 1705-nucleotide messenger RNA. The record is from the annotation of a GenBank genome assembly. Lineage: Eukaryota; Viridiplantae; Streptophyta; Magnoliopsida; Solanales; Convolvulaceae.
GUGCUUUAAAUUAAAAACAACAAAACUGCUCAAGCACCGGGGGCCUGAAGCAGGAAAUCAGCGAUGAGCUGACGUGGACCUUAGUGAGUCAGUUCACAAAUCCUCAUCCCGAGUCGAACUGUCGAAGAGACAAGUUGAGACCUGCUACCGCUCACUGUGGUCGGCGCUCGCCAUCUCGUCCGCUCCCGAGUCCCGCCCUUCACAGCUGCUCCCUCCGGCCCUGCCUGCUUGGCUUCUUGCUGAGUCGCUGGUCUUCGGACUUUCAGAUCUGCCCCUGCGCUGAGAAGGCCUCCAAGUCUUUCGGGAAUCCAUUGGAGGUCUCUGCAUAUCCUCGUUGCAGAGUGUAUUUCUAUGCACAAUUUAUCUCAAGGUUUAGCAUGUUUGUGUUCCAUAUAGUCGGUUAAAAUGGAUGAUGAGGAUAAGACUGAGUUUGGAGGGUUGCUUAAUAUUCUACCGCCAGUUGAAUUCUGCUGCGUUUAUGGCUCCAUUCUUCACCCAAACAAAAAAGAUCAGAAUUCCAUGGUAGAUUACAUUCUUGGUGUAGCUGAUCCUCUACAAUGGCAUACAGAAAAUUUGAAGGUAAACCGUGAUCACUAUGCAUCAUGGCUGGUUCGCUCAGGUGGAAGCAGGCUGAUUAAUUGUAUUGCCAAUAAUAUUGGUGUUGGUGUACACUUCAACCCCUUUGUUUCCUGGAAUAAGAAGAUGUUCAAGUAUGGAGUUGUUCGAGUGCAUGACUUGAUUGAGGAUAUAAAGGGAUGGGAGAGGUUCUACACUAGUGGUCGUUUGCAAAAACCAGUUAAUAUUAUUGUGGAUAAUUUGAAUAUUGAAAAUGUAAACGCAGUAAAUUUGAGAGCCGCUGCAUCUGCAGCUCUCCUUCUUUUACCGGCUGAGUUCAGUGAGGAGGACUUGUAUGCCAAAAUAUGUAGCCUGUCAUACAUGGGUGACUUGCGAAUGUAUUUUGCAGAGGAUAAAAAUAAGGUAAAAAACAUUGUACAAGGACAAUUUCGUUUAUUCCAAAGAGCUUAUAGACCAUUUUUAGAUGAAUUUUCUGCUGAUGGCUUGCUGAGGUUUUCAUUAACAGAUGACAGGAAAGCAAGUAUAGUUCAGGAUUCAGGAUUAUCUGCUGCUGCUGUCUUGGUGUCACACCUUCCUCCGCUUAUUAAAAGCAAAAUAGAGACUAAUCUUGCAGGAAAAAUGAGACAAGGCGCAGGGAUUGGUUCAAAAGUAGAGGCUGUCAAAUGGAUGAGUAGAAUAAUAAGAAGAAAAGUUAUGGUUUCAAGUGGAAGGCAGGCAGUAGCAGGUCUGCUAACUGCUGGUGCUGUUAAUGGCUUCAGAUAUCUGGGAAAUAAGAUCCUCAAGUCUGUCAAAUCUUGAAUAUAGUUAUCAUUUGGCCCACUUCAGCCCCAUACAUUGUAACACCCACCCGAAUCGACCCGGACGGUUCAGUUAACCUGACACUACCCGUCUUGAUUCGGUUGGAUGUUAGCGGAUUCGGAAACUAGAUCAUAACUAAUAGAUAGUAUUUUAAUUUAGCAAAGUAAUAGAGGUGUAGGUAACUAGAAAAUAAUACGAGUUUAGCACCGGACAAUAUCCAAAUUAGUAAAACGAAUGUGGGCUACAAAACAGCCACAUAAGUUUCAUUGUGAAAAUAUUUAUUAAACAUAAUUAAGGAACUAGUGUGAACGCAAGCCAGAUCACUUCUUGC